UUUUAUUCAAGCUUUCACUGUCAAUGUUAAACGUUAAAGUCUGGACUACAACAAUCAUGCCGUUCAGGAAUGCUUGUCGUCUCUUUGUGGGUGUCAUCAUUUACAUCUCAGGUGUUAAUGGAGGAGAAACCAGGAUCUGUGCUCUCAAAGGUUCAUCGGUGGAUCUGCACUGCUCACAUCAACAUCUGACUUCAAGCACCAAAUGGUUCACUAUUCAAUGGAAGGGAAAUUAUGUUCAGAGUGAGCUCUCUGUGGAUGGACAACGUGUAACGUACAACAUGUCUGAAGAGAAAAACAAUACUUUAACCAUCAAUGAUCUAAGAGAGAGUGAUGCAAACUCUUACUGCUGUAUGAAGACUACAGACAGUCCACAACUCUGUUGGCUCAACAGAAUUAGUCUUCAAGUUGUUGCAGAGCUGCAGGUAAAGGUGAUUCCUGCCACAGAGGGACAGACAGUAACACUGAUGUGCAGCAGCAGCUGUCCUCUGACUGAAAAGCCUGCAGCCUACAUCUGGUACAAGAACAGAGAGUUUCUCUAUGAGGACUGGUCUCCCUGGUACCAAGAGCUGCUCAGCAGUGAGGAAGCAGUCACAUACUCCUGUGCUGUCAAAGGCUACGAGGAUCUCAGAGCCCCUGAAGUCUCUGUGGGUGUUCAGGAUAAAAACUGCUGGAGAGUGAAUUAUGUCAGCAGGAGAAUCUGUGCUCUGGAAGGAUCUUCAGUGAACAUCACAAGUGAAUACUCACAUCCUGAUAACAUGAAGCCAGAGUUCAAAUGCUGGAGUAAAAAAUUGAGAAGUGGUGAUGAGGAAGUUAAAAGGUUGACUGAGGCUGCAGGUCGUGUGGAGUAUAAGGACAACAUGAAGAACCAACACAUGCUGACCAUCAACAACCUGAAGAAGAAUGACUCAGGAGGAUACACAUUCAAAUACAAGAGAGAUCAUGAAGGAUGGACUCAGUCUGAUCUGCCUGGAGUCUUUUUGAUUGUCACAGAGCUGAGAGUGAAGAUGACUCCUUCUGCAGUGGUGACAGAGGGUCAGAGAGUCACACUGACCUGCAGUACCAGCUGUCCUCUGACUGACAACACAAACUACAUUUGGUACUUGAACAGUCGACCUCUGACCCCGAGAGAGAACCAGAAUAAACAUCUGAUCCUAGACCCAGUCAUCAGGGAGGAUGCAGGAAGCUACUCCUGUGCUGUGAAAACCAACAAAGAUAUCAGCUCUGCUCCAAAGACUCUCACUGUCCAAAGUAUCACAGGAACAUGGACACCAGCAGCUGCAGGAGUUUCUGCUGCUCUGCUGGUUUUAAUACUUCUCACUGUCUGCUGGUGCAGGAGAAAAAAGAGGACUUCCAGUCAGUCUCCAAGGCGAGAAACUUCAGAUAAUAAACAGAUGCACCCUGGUCCCAUUUGUGAAAACAUCUCAGCUCAUUACAGCAGAAUGCAGGUUAAUAUUAAACAUCAACAAGAUUUCUAUUAUGAAGAAGCUGAUCUUCAUGCCAGCGAAGCUGAUCUCUAUGCCAAUGCAGCUGAGCUCUAUGCCAAGGAAGCAGAACUCGACGAAAUUGAAACUAAUAUCUACUGCAGCAUCGAAUCAUUGUGAUAAAAAAAUCAUUUAAAGGGAGCAUUCACUGAUUGGGAUAAUAAUGAACUAACACAGAAGGGACACCACAACUGAUAAGUAGAGAGUAAAAAUGAUACAUCAUAGUGGAAAAUAAAAUACAAGAGUAAGAAAAGUAGUAGUGUGUAGAAAAAUAGAAAUGCUGCUGCUGCUGAAAUGUGUUGUGCAUGUCCUGCAAAAUACAACACAACUUCAAAUUACUAUUGCCAACUUUGUCAGAUAUGCAAGCUGUACUGGAUGGUUUAGAGCUUUGGCGAAAUGUCUGUAAAACUGAACCGAUGAAACAUUAAAGUCAUCGUGUUGGCAUUUUUCUCUCUUCUUCUGCACCACAAAAUAGCUCCAUCACUUUA
Molecule: messenger RNA, 1969 nt
Organism: Oreochromis niloticus (Nile tilapia)
Lineage: Eukaryota; Metazoa; Chordata; Actinopteri; Cichliformes; Cichlidae
Product: sialoadhesin
Exons: 7
Coding region: 24-1601 (525 amino acids)
Source: RefSeq, a predicted model, not a curated record